AUGAGAACAACCCGCACAGGAACCGCCUCUGUCUUGGACACAACUCUUACACGUCUCAUAGAUGAUGUUACAGAGAAUGGAUCAUGUUUUUUUGCAGACGAUGAGAACUUGCAGCAUUACAAAAGUCACUUAAGCCAUCUCGAAACAGCAUCAAAGAUAGCUCUGCUUCGGGAAUGUCUAUGCGUGCGACCGCCUUUGCCACUCCUACCCGAGGACCUCCUUCAAGACAUCGACACCAUCCUCGCACAGCUUCAUCAGCACAAGAUACUUACUCCAGUCUCCUCACUCUCGCCGUCGCGCUUGAUCGAACAUGGUGGCCAUGGGGCAACUAGGAUUCAUCUCUGGAGAGGCGACAUCACGACCUUGACGGGUGUCACAGCUAUCACUAACGCCGCCAACAGCCAGGGCCUGGGAUGCUUUCAACCAACUCACCGAUGUAUCGACAACAUCAUCCAUGCUGAGGCAGGACCACGACUACGUGAAGAGUGCUUUCGACGGAUGCAAGUCAGAGGAAAGGAGCUUGAGCCUGGAGAUGUACUUGUCACUGGAGGUCAUGCGCUCUUCGCUUCUUCAGUGAUGCAUACCGUUGGACCGCAGCUCAAGAGAGGUGCUUCACCUAGUGAAACUGAGAGGAGGCAACUGGCGAAGUGCUACGAGUCGAUUCUUGAAGCUUUAGAACUUUUGCCAUCUGAGGAGGAUGGUAGCAAGUCAGUCGCUCUGUGCUGCAUCUCGACCGGUUUGUUUGCAUUUCCGGCAGAUGAGGCAGCUGAGAUUGCAGUGUCAACCGUCACAUCCUGGCUUCAGAAGCAUCCGUCAACGACGAUUACAGACGUUAUCUUCAACACAUUCACCGAAUCAGACACUGAGAUUUACUCAAAGCUUCUUGGGGCUUCGCCGACAAAACCGCUCUCACAUACCAAGAGCCUGCCACAGAAUUCUCUCAGCUUGGCGCGACACUGGCUCGCUUCAGCAGACGCUGUCCUCGUCACAGCCGGCGCAGGUCUAUCAGCUGCAGAAGGCUUGGACUACCAUUCUCGGGACCUCUUCAAGAAGAACUUCCCGGGCUGUCUCAAGCUUGGUUUGACUUCAUUAUACAGUGUCUUUGGCUUUAACGGCUGGCCUUCCGAGGAGCAUCGCUGGGGGUAUUUCUUUACUCAUCUAAAUAUGGUGGCAAACUGGUCAAAUACGCCGACUUACCAGGCUCUGAUCCCAUGGCUGAAGAGUUUUGGGCAAGACGCGUUUGUGCGGACGUCAAAUGCCGAUGGGCUCUUUCUCGCAAAUGGCUGGCCAAAAGAGCAACUUUCUACGCCGCAGGGCUCGUAUGGCUAUUUGCAGUGUCUGAAUAACUGUAGAGUUGACGCUGUCGUGCCAUCUGCUCCUCUUGUAGCUGAUGCAAUGCCUCAUAUUGACAAGACGCAAAAACUGUUAGACUCGAGCAAGAUUCCUUUGUGCAGGUUCUGCGGUUCGAAAAUGAGUAUCUGCGUCCGAGCGGGUUCAUGGUUCAAUCAAGCGCCUUUCCAAAAAGGCGAAGCUCAAUGGAAAGCAUGGAAGUCUCGGGUCCUAAGAGAAAAGAAGAAUGUGGUGAUUUUAGAACUUGGCGUUGGAAUGAACACUCCAGGUGUUUUGCGAUGGCCGAAUGAAGAUUUGGUGAUGCGAAGUGAAGGGCGAGUCAAGCUGGUUCGCGUUGGCAUGGGCCCUGAAGCGAUGGUGCCAUGGGAUCAGGAAGACGACGGUCUGAGCACUUGUAUUCAAGGCGACAUCGGGCGCGCGAUUCCUCUGUUACUAGAAUAA
Messenger RNA from Fusarium musae, 1791 nucleotides. RefSeq lists its product as uncharacterized. The transcript has a single exon. NCBI's taxonomy places the organism in Eukaryota, Fungi, Ascomycota, Sordariomycetes, Hypocreales, Nectriaceae. The coding region runs from base 1 to 1791 and encodes 596 amino acids. The record is from RefSeq and is a predicted model, not a curated record.